UUCGAAACGGCGAGCGUGCAGUUUGGCUAUUCCGCAUUUCACUUCAAUCAUCUACACUUUGGCUUGAGCCGUCAACAAACCAACCAACAAACAAACAAACAAACAACAAGAGCUCUGCAGCGUCGACAAGCCAUGAGCGCGCUGGUGGAGACUGUUGCCUUCUCGAGCGAUUCGCGAACACAGAGCGACGGCGACUCCUUCGUCACUUCCGCCGCCAUUGCCCUCGAAUUCCCAGCAGCUGAAACCGCCAUCACUGUUGCCAACCAGAGCGGAGAACGCAGCGAGGAUGUCGCAUUCGCGCAAUCGACCGAAGAAGGGUCGGAUUUGAAUUUCCCGCGCCAGUUUGAAAAUCCGCCAACGGCACUUCCAGCCAACCCCGCCAGUCCCUUCCACGCCAAGACGGCCGCAUUCGACACAAAGCAAGGCAGUCCACUCCUGGUGUCGUCGCCACAGCGAUCAGCACUGUCGGCGCUGCGUGAGCGAUCGUCCAAUCUGCCAUUCGGAAGCGACACGAUGACAGCGCAUCCAAUGUCGCCACCAGCAUCCCCAAGAAGUCCUCUCGCAAAGACGUCUCCCACGCUGAAGGGAAAGCGGGGCAAGCAGGAUCCGGCCGUGUCCGUUCUGGUGACGCGGAAUUCGGUGCUUUCGCCGAGAUCGGCCAACGCUGAAGCAUCGACUACCAUGCCCACACGUUUGGACAUUUACAAGCUGUCGUCUGCUAGUGAUACAGAGCCUGUUGCGCAGGACAUGUGCAGGCCGAGCUCAGACUCUUCAUCACCCUGCGCCGAGUGCGCAGCCAUGCAAAGUCGCCUGGCAGCGGCCGAAAAGACGCGUCGCGAUCAGCACAAGUUGCUUGUGACUGUGCAAGAGGAUUUGAUCAAUGCCACCGAGGAUUGCAAGGCGUUUGCUGUCGAGUACACCAAGCUGCAGACCGAAGCCACCGAGCUUUGGGAGAAGAACAGCCGGAUGACUGUCGCAAUCAAAGAGACGACCCAGGAGAUGAUUGUGCUUGCAACCGACAACCAAGACAAGGAUGUCGCCAUUUUGGAGCUCGAGACAGAGCUGCGCCACCAAGAGGCGAUGGCCGAGCAUUGGCGAACACAAUUUGAAAAGUUUGAGGCCAGCGUCGAUGCUGGAUCUUCUGCAAAGCUGGCCGCGCUGCUUCAGGAAAAGUCGGAACUGGAGCGGGCCGCACAGGCUUUUAUGGCCGAAAAGUUUGAGCAAGACUCGGCGCUGUUGCAGGCGACUCUUGAAACCAAGACCCUUCAGCAGCAACUGGACAAGAAGGCGCAAGAGACACUCAACCUUCUUGCCACCCUCGAAACGGAGCGUGAGCGGUUUGCAGAGCUCCUCGGCCAAGCGCAGCAGGAAGCGCGUGCAGCCAAUGCCGCCGCCGAGCAGGCAUUAGCAUCCGCCGCCGAAGCGCGAAACAUGAUGGAAGAGUCCCAAAAACAGCAACUCGCACUGGAAAUGGAUACCACAGAGCGGGAUCAGUGGCAACAGCUGAUUGAAACUGCGCAACAAGAGAGUGCCAAGCAUUACCAAGCCGAGGAGGCUCUCGUUGCCGCAUUGAGCGACGCUCAUCAACAGCUGUAUGCUGCGCAGCAGUCGCACAACGAAGCGCAAGCCAAAACGGCUGCGUGGGCGCAGUGCGAGGUUGACGCGGCUCAGGCUGUGCAAGCAACGUUGCGCACUCGCAUUACAGCGCUGGAAGCGGAGGUCGACGCUCUGACCAGCCGCAAUGUCUCGUUGCGCGAGUUUGCAGACAGCGAGCAAGAGGCCGCAGCUGAAAUGGUUGCAGAACUGGAGCAGACCAUGCAAGCCGCGACCGAGGAGACCUUGGAAGCAACGCGCACGGCGGAUCGACUCACCACCCAGCUUCGGACUGAGCAAAAGCAGACACAAGAGCUUUCUUCUCAGCUGUCUUCCGCGGUCUCACAACUGGAGACGGUGCAGCAGGCCAUUCAAACACAUGCAGCGCACGAAGCCGAACUCGUAAACUCCCUCAACGCCAUGAAACAAGAGCAACACGAGCUCGAGCAAACGUACCAGAGCACCUUUGAAUUGUCGCAAACUCAAGCCACUCAAAUCUCAGGACUGCAAAAGGAGCUCGCGACAAUCCAAGCGGCGCUGGCUUCUGCUCAAUCUCAAGAAUCGACGCUUUCAACGCAACUGGCAGGGUUGACUGCUCAUUUGACAAAGUACAAGGAGGCAGCGUCCGCAAAGAUGCAAGUGCAGCAGGAAAACCUCAAACGAGCCGAGGAAGAGGUGGACUCGCUGGACUUGAUGCUCAGCAGUGUUCGCAGUACGCUCGCCCAAAACCGGCAGCACAUCCAGCAUGUGCCAAAGCUGGCAUCGUUGUUGGCAACACUGAAUGUGGAGCCUUUGGCGGAAGCCUCGAUUUAGAGACAAGAAAAGGACUUGAUGAUUUUGAAUUUUUCGCGUUUGAUUGUCGAUUGCUUUUGUGCCGGGCAGCUCUUGCUUUGUAAUUAGAA
Capsaspora owczarzaki ATCC 30864 is the source of this 2495-nucleotide messenger RNA. RefSeq lists its product as hypothetical. The coding region runs from base 133 to 2406 and encodes 757 amino acids. The transcript is spliced from 5 exons. Lineage: Eukaryota; Filasterea; Ministeriida; Capsasporidae. The record is from RefSeq and is a predicted model, not a curated record.